This is a messenger RNA of Gigantopelta aegis, 612 nucleotides long. Its product is annotated as cellulose-complementing protein-like. The transcript has a single exon. NCBI's taxonomy places the organism in Eukaryota, Metazoa, Mollusca, Gastropoda, Neomphalida, Peltospiridae. The record is from RefSeq and is a predicted model, not a curated record. Bases 1 to 612 code for a protein of 203 amino acids.
AUGGAGAAAACGGCGGCUCAAACGCCAGCGGCGGUCCCGUCUGCGUCGCCGCCCCCACCCCCACGACCCGACAAGCCAGCUGUUUCAACGCAGACUGCCCAGCUCGACGAGUCGCCGCCCCCACCCCCACGACCCGACAAGCCAGCUGUUUCAACGCAGACUGCCCAGCUCGACGAGUCGCCGCCACUGUUGGACACCGCCAUGUGCGAAACUCCACGACUGGCAUCUUCCGUUCCAACCCCUCCGCUUGUAUCCGCGUCGGAUGUUGGCGUUGCGAAACGGAAGGCCGUCACUCCCACGAGUGUCCAGCCAGCCAAGAUCCAGCCUUCCGCCUCCAUCCGAGGCAGAGACUUCGCCGCCUGGAGUCUCGCAGUGUCGAAAAUCAAGGGCGAGUACUCGAAGUACUUGGUCGGGGACACAAGACACACGGCCUCACUGCCGGGAGGCGUCAUCGAAGGAUCCUUCAAUCGCUUCCCAGACGGCAUUGAGAUCGGGAUCCACGACACGGAGCUAGGGGACGGGACGUUUGGACUUGUGGCGACGUCGCGCCGAGUUGGACUCUACAGACAAGGAGUUCUCUUCAGAGAAAUGCACAACAACAAAUCACCUUAA